Messenger RNA from Nymphaea colorata (pocket water lily), 579 nucleotides. RefSeq lists its product as uncharacterized. The transcript has a single exon. The record is from RefSeq and is a predicted model, not a curated record. NCBI's taxonomy places the organism in Eukaryota, Viridiplantae, Streptophyta, Magnoliopsida, Nymphaeales, Nymphaeaceae. Gene Ontology annotation, cellular component: cytoplasm. Bases 1 to 579 code for a protein of 192 amino acids. Gene Ontology annotation, biological process: phosphate-containing compound metabolic process. Gene Ontology annotation, molecular function: magnesium ion binding; inorganic diphosphate phosphatase activity.
AUGAAGCUGCAGUCCCUCAGCAUCCUAGCUAUCCUGGUUGUCUGUGCUCUUUCUCAUCUCAACCACCACAGCCACCCUGAACGAGCUGGCCUCACCGUCGAAAAGCCCCUUUACGUUGUUCACCCUCUUCACGGAGUCGAAGAUAACGUCAACUCCCCAGUCACCGUCAAUGGAUUCAUCGAAAUCCCCCAAGGAACCAAUGGAAAAUUCGAGCUCGACGAAGAAUCAGGCCUACUGAAGCUGGACAGAGUCUUAGCAACUCCGGUGGUCUUCCCCAUCAACUACGGAUUUUUGCCAAAGACUAUCGGUCUUGACAACGAUCCACUCGACGUGAUGGUGAUUUCCAGCCUCCAGAUCCCCUCUUCAACCUUGGUGGACGUGCGAAUCUUGGGAGUGAUGAGGAUGAUCGACACUGGAGAAGUUGAUGACAAGUUGAUCGGUGUUCCUGAAAAGGACCCAAUUUACUCAGGAUACAAGGAUCUUAGCGAUAUCCCCUCGCAGACCCUCAACAAGAUCAAGGCCUUCUUCGAGACAUACAAGAUCCUCGAUAACAAGAAAGUGUCAGUGGUGGGCUUCUAG